Umbelopsis ramanniana AG is the source of this 949-nucleotide messenger RNA. RefSeq lists its product as uncharacterized. The record is from RefSeq and is a predicted model, not a curated record. The transcript is spliced from 5 exons. Bases 107 to 703 code for a protein of 198 amino acids. Gene Ontology annotation, biological process: protein retention in ER lumen; retrograde vesicle-mediated transport, Golgi to endoplasmic reticulum. Gene Ontology annotation, cellular component: Golgi membrane. Lineage: Eukaryota; Fungi; Mucoromycota; Umbelopsidomycetes; Umbelopsidales; Umbelopsidaceae.
GCUGGACUUGCUUUUUGUUUUUUCCAAUGGGGUGCGUACCAAAAAGAAACUAUCGCGGACAUUUUUGGAUUUUCGCUUCUUUUUGGUUUUCACUCCAUUCCCCUUGAUGAGUUCAGCCAACGGUCUUGAUCAGUCUGACAAUGGAGCUGCCUCCAACUUUGCAGCACAAAGAGCUCUCUAUGAAAGGAAAUUUCAAAUGUAUCUCGACCAAGUGACGCCAUUCACUACUUAUCGCUGGAUAGGCACAGCUGCGUUACUGUUCUUAUUUAUGCUGCGUAUCUUCCUUGCUCAGGGAUGGUAUAUCGUGACCUAUGCACUUGGUAUCUAUUUGCUCAAUUUGUUCUUGGCCUUCUUACAGCCAAAAUUCGAUCCUUCUUUGGAUAAUGCCGACAUGGAUACUAGUGAUGCUGGUCAAGCAGACGAAGGUCCGUCAUUGCCGACGAAGGCCGAUGAAGAAUUCAGACCCUUUAUUCGACGAUUGCCCGAAUUUAAGUUUUGGUACUCCACCACCAAGGCUAUUUUCGUUGCUCUUGUGUGCAGUUUCUUCAGUGUGUUUGACGUCCCUGUCUUCUGGCCUAUCCUUUUGAUUUAUUUCUGUAUCCUCUUUGCUAUCACCAUGCGAAGACAAAUCAAGCAUAUGAUCAAGUACAAGUACGUGCCCUUUGAUCUCGGUAAGAAGAAUUAUGGCAAAAGCAACAAGUAGUUGCAUCCAACGCGUAUAGGAUACCCGCCGCCCCAAACCCACCAAUCCAAUCUUGCUGUACACAUUCUCAGCUCGCCGAAUGAAAGCACGGCAGCUUACCCACUCAUGGUUUAGAAUCGCAUAUAUACUUUUUUUCUCCUUCUUCUUUUCACAAUCUUUUUAUAUUCCUUCCUGUAGGGUUCUUCUUUUGUUUUGUACCCCUCUUUUGCACACGGUUUGUUUCUUUUAUCCAACCUAUUUCAUUUU